Molecule: messenger RNA, 588 nt
Organism: Argiope bruennichi
Lineage: Eukaryota; Metazoa; Arthropoda; Arachnida; Araneae; Araneidae
Exons: 1
Coding region: 1-588 (195 amino acids)
Source: RefSeq, a predicted model, not a curated record
AUGGUGGAAAGAUUUCAUCGUCAGUUGAAAGAUGUUGCGAGAGGCUACUGCCUUUCCACACCACGUUGGACGAGUAUCCUGUCAAUGGUUAUGCUUGGUAUCCGAGCUAGCCUGAAAGAAGACUUAAGUGUUUCCGCUGCAGAACUACUCUACUGUGAAACCUUGCGUCUUCCUGGUGAAUUUUUUCGUUCAUGUAAAAUUAGUCCUGCAAUUCCAGAAUUCAUACGUCGAUUAAAGACUAAGAUCCAGAGUUUGCAGCCAGUUCCUUCUUCAAAUCACGCGAAACACAAGGUGUUUUUCCACAAAGAUUUGGCUAUAACGACUCACGUUUUCGUCCAACGAGACUCAAUUCGUCGACCCCUUGAACAGCCCUAUGAUGGGCCAUACAAGGUCUUGUCAAGAACGGACAAAACCUUCACACUGGAUAUGCAUGGACAAAAACGAACUGUCACUGUAGACAGACUCAAGCCUGCUUACAUUUUGAAUGAACAUCUUGAGCCGGCUGGCGUCCUUCCACAUUCUCAUUCUGAGUAUGAAACCAGAUAUGGACGAGUAGUCAGAUUUCGCAUUACUCCUCCGGUCGAAUAA